This is a messenger RNA of Pipistrellus nathusii (Nathusius's pipistrelle), 2625 nucleotides long. The record is from the annotation of a GenBank genome assembly. NCBI's taxonomy places the organism in Eukaryota, Metazoa, Chordata, Mammalia, Chiroptera, Vespertilionidae.
AUGGGCGAAGGCGGGCUGCCCCCGGCCUUCCAGCUGCUGCUGCGCGCCUGCGACCAGGGCGACACGGACACGGCGCGGCGGCUGCUGGAGCCGGGGGCGGCGGAGCCGGCGGAGCGCGGCGCGGAGCCCGAGGCGGGCGCGGAGCCGGCGGGCGCCGAGGCGGCCGGGCCCGGGGCGGCGGCGGCGGCCGGGGCGCCGGUGCCCGUGGACUGCUCGGACGAGGCCGGCAACACGGCGCUGCAGUUCGCGGCGGCCGGGGGCCACGAGCCGCUGGUGCGCUUCCUCUUGCGCCGCGGCGCCUCGGUCAACAGCCGCAACCACUACGGCUGGAGCGCGCUCAUGCAGGCGGCCAGAUUUGGGCACGUGAGCGUGGCGCACCUGCUCUUGGAUCACGGGGCUGACGUCAAUGCCCAGAACCGGCUGGGGGCCCGUGUGCUCACGGUGGCCUCUCGGGGCGGCCACCUGGGCGUGGUGAAGCUGCUCCUGGAAGCCGGCGCCUUUGUGGACCAUCACACCCCCUCGGGCGAGCAGCCGGCGGCGGCAGCAGCAGCAGCGGACAGCAGGAACGAGCUGCUGGACAUCACGGCCCUGAUGGCUGCCAUCCAGCACGGACACGAGGCCGUGGUGCGCCUGCUGCUGGAGUGGGGUGCGGACCCCAACCACGCGGCCCGGACCGUGGGCUGGAGCCCGCUGAUGCUGGCCGCGCUCAUCGGCAGGCUGGGUGUGGCCCAGCAGCUGGUGGAGAAGGGGGCCAACCCCGACCACCUCAGCGUGCUGGAGAAGACUGCCUUCGAGGUCGCACUGGACCGCAAACACAGGGACCUGGCGGAUUACCUGGACUCACUGACCACUGUCAGGCCCAAGACAGAUGAGGAGAAAAGGCGGCCUGAUAUUUUCCACGCGUUGAAAAUGGGAAACUUCCAGUUGGUCAAAGAGAUUGCUGAUGAAGACCCCAACCACGUGAACCUGGUCAACGGGGACGGGGCCACCCCCCUGAUGCUGGCGGCCGUCAUGGGGCAGCUGCCUCUGGUGCAGCUGCUGGUGGAGAGGCAUGCUGAGGUCGACAAGCAGGACAGCGUGCAUGGCUGGACGGCCCUCAUGCAGGCCACCUACCACGGGAAUAAGGAAAUUGUCAAAUAUCUGCUAAACCAAGGAGCUGAUGUCACUCUUCGAGCAAAAAACGGGUACACGGCCUUUGACCUAGUGAUGCUGCUGAGUGAUCCUGACACGGAACUUGUUCGACUGCUGGCAUCUGUCUGCAUGCAGGUGAACAAAGAAAAAGGCCGGCCCAGCCACCCGCCGCCCCUGCCCCACGCGAAGGCCCGGCAGCCCUGGAGCGUCCCAGUGCUGCCCGACGACAAAGGCGGGCUCAAGUCCUGGUGGAGCCGAAUGUCCAAUCGGUUUCGGAAGCUCAAAUUGAUGCAGACUCUGCCCCGUGGGCUGUCCAGCAACCAGCCAUUGCCUUUCUGUGAUGAGCCAGAGCCAGCGCUGGACACCACCAUGCGGGCACCCCCCCAGGACAAGACCAGCUGCUCCGGGCUCCCCGAUGCGGCCCCCACCAUGAAAGACAACGGUCCUAGGAGCACGAGAGGAGAGAAGGAAGACGUGUUAUUGACGACCAUGCUUCGAAAUGGAGCCCCCUUCACCAGACUCCCGAGUGACAAGCUGAAGGCCGUCAUCCCCCCUUUCUUGCCCCCUUCCAGCUUUGAGCUGUGGAGCUCGGACCGGUCCAGGACAUGUCACAACGGGAAGGCGGACCCCAUGAAGACGGUGCUGCCCCAGAGAGCCAGCAGGGGCCACCCCAUGGGCAAUGGGAGCACAGACACCACUCCUGUCAGGCCGGUUAAAUUUCCAUCUCUCUCCAGAAGCCCAGCUUCUCCUGCCAAUUCUGGAAACUUCAACCAGUCACCUCAUUCCUCAGGUGGCUCCAGUGGGGUAGGGGGCAUGAGUAGGCACGGCGGGGAGCUGCAUAACCGCUCAGGUGGCAGCAUAGACAGUGUCCUGUCCCAGAUUGCUGCCCAGAGAAAGAAAGCAGCCGGACUCUCUGAGCAGAAGCCCAGCCAUCAGUCAAGUCCUAUUGGGCCAGCCCCUGGGUCCAGCCCUUCUGAACAACCGGUCUCCCCUGCAGGUGGUGGCAGUCCCGGUGGCAAGAAACUGGAGAUGAGCAAAAGGCCUCCGUCUGGAACUUCCACUACCUCCAAAAGUACCUCCCCCACCCUCACCCCCUCCCCUUCGCCCAAAGGCCAUGCAGCCGAGUCCUCGGUGUCCUCUUCUUCGUCCCACCGGCAGUCCAAGAGCAGUGGGGGCUCUAGCAGCGGCACCAUCACCGAUGAGGAUGAACUGACUGGAAUCCUUAAGAAAUUGUCACUUGAGAAAUACCAGCCCAUUUUUGAGGAGCAAGAGGUGGAUAUGGAAGCGUUCCUCACCCUCACCGACGGCGACUUGAAGGAGCUGGGUAUUAAGACAGAUGGAUCCAGGCAGCAGAUUCUGGCAGCAAUUUCUGAACUGAAUGCAGGCAAGGGACGUGAGAGACAGAUUUUACAGGAAACCAUUCACAACUUCCAUUCUUCCUUUGAGAGCAGCGCCAGCAACACCAGGGCGCCUGGAAACAAUCCCUGUACAUGA